ACGGUCGGAGGAGGAGGUGGACAUGGACAAGGUGACGGCUGCCAUGGUGUUGACGAGUCUCUCCACCAGCCCGCUGGUCAGGAGUCCGCCUUUCAAAGUCAACGAAGGUCUGAGUGGUUCGUGGAAAGACAACGGCUCCUCUGGCCCCUUCACCCCCUCCAGUAACAGCUCCUCUGGGGGCUACUGGAGCUGGUCUGCCCCCAGUGACCAGUCCAACCCUUCCACACCCUCACCCCCGCUCUCCGCAGACAGCUUCAAGCCUUUCCGUGUGCCCAGCCUGGGGGGUGUGGGGAACGGCCCCGCGGGGCCUGAAGACCCCAGCUUGGACGAUCAGGACGGCAGCAGCCUGCUCUUCGAUGAGCCCAUCCCUCGCAAGCGCAAGAACUCAAUGAAGGUGAUGUUCAAGUGCCUGUGGAAGAACUGUGGCAAAGUGCUGAGUACCGCCGCGGGCAUCCAGAGACACAUCCGCACCAUCCACCUGGGGCGUAACUGUGACUCGGACUGCAGUGACGGAGAGGAGGACUUCUACUACUCGGAGAUCAAGCUCAACACGGACUCGGUGGUGGACGGGCUGAGCAGCCUGUCCCCCGUGUCCCCGUCCAUCCUCUCCCCUGUUCCUCCUCCCCCCUCUCCUCUCCCAUCAUUCAACCAGCUGUCGGACUCCCACAGACCUCCGCAGUCCUCUGACGCCAAGGAGCCUCACCCCGGAGGAACCACCCCCCUCAGCCGCUCUGCGCCCAGCGCUCUCUACCUCAUCCACACGGACCACGCCUACCAGGCCACAGCUCCAGUGUCCAUCCCGUCCAGCAACAGUAACUCCAGCGGGUCGGCCUGCACCAGCUUCACCCCCACCAACAGCUCCAACUUCAGCAUCUCCUGGCAGUCACCGCCCGUCACUUUCACCGGCUCCACGGUGUCCCCCAGUAAGAGCCAGGGCUUCGGUGAACAGCGCUCCCAAACCAUCGCCGUCCUCUCGUCCCCGCCCAGAGCCACCACCGCCCUCAGUCGGAAGGUGCGCGGUGAGGGGAAGAAGUGCCGUAAGGUGUACGGGAUGGAGAACCGCGACAUGUGGUGCACCGCCUGCCGCUGGAAGAAAGCCUGCCAGAGAUUCACCGACUGAACGUUCCUCACCAACUUCAAAGCGCCACGCCAACGUGCACGGCUGCCUUUGGCCAGAGAAAAGGGGGAGGGGCAUCGUUUUGCAUGCAUUUGGUUUUCUUCAGCUCAAAAUCGCAACUGUCCGUCAAACUCUGGCUCUGCCCCUGAGCCCCCCCCCCCCCCCCCCCCCUAAGCUCAACUGAACUCCAGCUGGGGAAGGGACCAAAGCAGAGUCACCUUUCACAUUGCCGUCCUCGCCAUUCCCACCAUUCCCAGUUUUGGGAAACCCCAAUGCAGCUAAACUGUAAAGAAAAUAUAGAUCUAAAGAUGUUUCCUGUUUUUUAUGUUGGGUUCAGUGUUGCAUCUUUCUAUGUUUUGUAAAGCUCUGGUUUUUAAAUGGAAAGUCUAGUCAAAGAAGGAGUGUGUUUUAGUAAAUGAAAAGAAUCUUCACUUUUUUAUCCAAAAGAAGAUUGGGCCUCUUUGCUGCCAUUUUUGAAGAACGUGAAAGCACGGCGGUAAAGCUCUCAGUUUUUGUUCUCCCUUAGACUUGUUCGUGUCUUGUUUUAUUUCUGGACCUUUGAGGUGAUCUUUUAUCACCGACAUGCCAGCCUCUCUACCGGCUCCUCACCUGCUCUUCGCUCCUGACAGCCGCUGGGAAUGUACGACCGAGCCGAGAGGGCCGGCUGACAUGUGGAGAAGAAGAGAGGAAGAGAGAGACACAUGGUGAAUGAGCAAUGCAAAAAAAGAUAGGAUUUACAGUCAGGGAAAGCAGAUGGACCAUGCGUUCACACACAAACAAACACAGGUAUUCACACUCAAUCAGUUUUCUAUGUCACUUUUUAUCCAGUUGAUUCAUUUCCUUUGCUUUAUCAGGGAUGGGAUUCUAAAGAAAGCAACAACCAGCAGCUGACACAUGGAGUUAUACAGAACAGCACAGUCUCAAUAGCUUCUCUCUUUCACUUUGCAACCAAAAACUCCUGUAUCUUAUUCUUUGUUUAUUGUUGUUGAUGUAUUUGUUUUGGCAAAACCAACACUGUUUACCUACCACCUGCAGAAAGUGUGUUAAAAAAGCUUCCUGACAGCACUGGAAGCAUGGAGUCAGCGUGCGAGGCCACACCUUUGACCACACACAGAGAGACAGACUGCCCUCCUCCUCAGCCAACCUUUACACCUUCCUAAAGGAAACAGAAUAUCUUUGUGUUUACGGCGCAUCUUGAUCAUCUGUUAACCAAAGGAGGAGGGCUGAAAACCAAAAGUGAGGCACUUGCACUGUAUGUGUGACACGGGGCACUUGGUGCUAUUGAGGUGAAAAUGUUGCUAUCUUCCACGAGCCCUUUUCAUUUACAACUUCUAAAAGAAAAUAAGAGCAACUAAAAGCAAACAUUUCAUCACACAGAAUAUGGUUACCCCCAUUUUGAACCAUUAUUUGCUCUAAGAGUUUUGGAGAAAUGAUUUAUAGGCACUUGAUCAGGUCACUCCUUGUUGUUCAAUGUGCACUGCAGACUUUCUUCACUUGGCAACAUGCAAGCAAAGCUUUGACUCCAGCUGUUCGGAGAGUCCGCCACGUAAUAUUGUUACUGAGAAGUCGAGAGGGGGAAAGGUACAAAUGUCUGAUUUGUCUUUUGAAUGUGUUCAUUUGAGUUUCCGCCUCCUUGUUGGCUCAGGCAGGAAAUAAAUUGUCAAAGCCCAAAAAGUUUACAGAUGUUCACUCUGUAGUGAUAAUGGACCAACUCUUUUUCACCUGGGGCCGCGCUCUACUUUAUUACAGUGUACUGAAAUAGAUUGAAAUGUUGUUUCUACGAACAGACACAUAUACUAUAUAUGUGAUACUGAUUCUGCAUUUACUCUUCAUUAUUGAAUAUUUUCUCAAAUGCAUGCUAAAAUCUUUAUUGGCAGUUCACACAGAUUUUUUUUCCCCCAGAAUUAUUGGAAACCAACACCAGCUAUAAACUCGCUCGCUCGCCCAUUUCACAGUGCAGCCUUUUCCCACCUGAUGGUAAAAUGGUAGCUCUUAUAUGUUUGCUCAGCUGUUUCUAUUUCGUCUCUAUUUGUUUUUGUGUGUAUAUAUGUCAUUCUUGUGUUUUCUCUAAGCUCCAUGUUUAUGACCCGUUACCUCGGUCAUUACAUUUGCCACAUUAUGAACAAGACAGGUUCAAGUAUGACAUUGUGAGGAAAUGUGCCGUUCAACCUGUCUGGCUACUGUUGUUUUGAAUUUAGGGAUAGCCUUAAGUCACUCUUGAAAAAAAUCAUUGUGCUUCUUCCAUGUUAUUACAUUGAUGUUUCAGUAAGACAUAUUUAGAUUAUCUCCAAACUGGUUUGCCAUUGUAUUUUGUGAACGUAUUAUCGUUUAAGAAAAGACAAAUCUAUAUAUACGUAAAGAAAAAACAUGUUGACAUUUUCAAAAGCAAAAAAAGACAUUGAUUUGGCUGUUUGUUUUAUAUUUUUUCCAUAUAUAUAUAUAUAAAUGAUGACAUAUACUGUUUAUACAUUUUGUUUUCAUGUUCUGCUAAAGGUUUUUUGUAUUGUUAGGGGGAAGCCCAGGCAGGGUGACCCGCCUGCAGCGCCUUCACGUAGCCCCCCCCCCCCCCCUCUGCUGCCGCUGCUGCAGUCGAAAUCCACAGUUGAUUAAAAAAACCUUUAUCUUAUUUUUUCCAAUUCACCUCUCUGGGUGCCAUGCAGGCCCACUUGCAAUUAGUUUGAUUGACAUCUCGGGUGUGUUUGCACUCAUGUGUGCAGUGACACACUCCUGUGUAUGGAUGUGAAGGAGCCCCAGGCAAAGUAGCUGCCACUGGAGCACUGUGCUCUGCCACCCGCCCACCCCCCCCCCCCACCCCCCCCCCCCCCCCCCCCCCCCCCCCCCCCCC
Gymnodraco acuticeps is the source of this 3962-nucleotide messenger RNA. RefSeq names its product zinc finger protein 704 (gene znf704). Gene Ontology annotation, molecular function: RNA polymerase II cis-regulatory region sequence-specific DNA binding; DNA-binding transcription factor activity. The transcript has 7 exons. Gene Ontology annotation, cellular component: nucleus. The record is from RefSeq and is a predicted model, not a curated record. The annotation marks the transcript as partial. NCBI's taxonomy places the organism in Eukaryota, Metazoa, Chordata, Actinopteri, Perciformes, Bathydraconidae. Gene Ontology annotation, biological process: regulation of transcription by RNA polymerase II.